Labrus mixtus (cuckoo wrasse) is the source of this 6810-nucleotide messenger RNA. It is a transcript of the gene tpp2, whose product is annotated as tripeptidyl peptidase 2. Bases 98 to 3925 code for a protein of 1275 amino acids. Gene Ontology annotation, biological process: proteolysis. Gene Ontology annotation, cellular component: cytosol. Gene Ontology annotation, molecular function: serine-type endopeptidase activity; tripeptidyl-peptidase activity. The transcript has 29 exons. The record is from RefSeq and is a predicted model, not a curated record. Lineage: Eukaryota; Metazoa; Chordata; Actinopteri; Labriformes; Labridae.
UGCCCCUUUAAACAGCACACGUCUCUCCCACCGUCCUGCUCUCUCUCUCUUCCCCAUUUCGCUGCUUUGUUUUCAUUGUCGCUCUUUUUUUUUGGUCAUGGCUGCUCAUUCAACUGAAGAGCCGUUCCCCUUUCACGGGCUGCUCCCCAAGAAAGAAACCGGCGCCUCGUCUUAUCUCACCAGGUUCCCCGAGUACGAUGGCCGAGGAGUGCUUAUCGCUAUCCUCGACACCGGCGUGGACCCCGGGGCCCCCGGCAUGCAGGUUACAACUGAAGGGAAGCCAAAGAUCAUUGACAUCAUUGACACAACAGGCAGCGGCGAUGUGAAUAUGACCACGUUGGCGGAACCCAAAGAUGGGACAAUCGCUGGCCUCUCUGGAAGGAUACUUCAGAUUCCUCCUGCCUGGGUCAAUCCAUCAGGGAAGUAUCGCAUUGGAGUUAAAAAUGGCUAUGAAUUUUUCCCAAAGGCGCUCAAAGAAAGAAUACAGAAAGAACGAAAGGAAAAGAUGUGGGACCCACCACACAGAGCGGCAAUGGCUGAGGUUUCACGCAAAACAGAAGAGUUUGACCUCUCUCAUCCAACACCCUCACAGACGGAGAAGUUGCAGAAAGAAGAGCUGCAGAGUCAGUCAGAGCUGCUGGCAUCACUAGAAAAGAAGUACAGUGAUCCUGGUCCUGUUUAUGACUGUGUACUUUGGGAUGACGGCGUCAAUUGGAAGGCUGUGGUUGACACUUCAGAGUGUGGCGAUCUGUCCCAGUGCACUGUGCUGAGAUCUUACAGAGAGUCUCAAGAGUAUGCCACGUUAGGAAAUGCUGAGAUGCUUAACUACUCCGUCAAUAUUUACGAUGAGGGAAACACUCUCUGCAUCGUCACCAGUGGAGGGGCUCAUGGGACACACGUGGCAAGCAUUGCAGCAGGUUACUUCCCAGAGGAACCUGAGCGCAACGGUGUGGCGCCUGGUGCCCAAAUCCUGGCUCUGAAGAUUGGAGACACCCGUCUCAGCACCAUGGAAACUGGCACAGGACUCAUCCGUGCUAUGAUUGAAGUCAUAAACUACAAGUGUGACCUGGUGAAUUAUAGCUAUGGGGAAGCUACACACUGGCCCAAUUCCGGGAGGAUUUGCGAGGUGAUCACAGAGGCUGUGCAGAAGCACAAUGUGAUGUUUGUUUCAAGUGCAGGAAAUAACGGCCCCUGCCUUUCCACGGUUGGCUGCCCAGGGGGAACCACCAACAGUGUUAUAGGAGUUGGAGCGUACGUGACUCCGGACAUGAUGGUGGCAGAGUAUUCCCUGAGAGAGAAGCUGCCUCCUAACCAGUACACCUGGUCGUCCAGGGGCCCCAGUACAGAUGGGGCCCUGGGGGUCAGCAUUAGUGCCCCUGGAGGUGCCAUUGCAUCUGUACCCAACUGGACUCUUCGUGGGACCCAGCUGAUGAACGGCACAUCCAUGUCAUCGCCUAACGCCUGCGGAGGCAUCGCACUUAUCCUCUCAGGACUGAAGCAGAAUGGGAUCCCUCCCUCUGUUCCUGCCGUGAGGAGAGCGCUUGAAAACACAGCUCUGAAGGUCGAUGACAUUGAGGUGUUUGCUCAGGGCCAUGGAAUAAUCCAGGUUGACAAGGCAUUAGACUACCUCACUCAACAUGCCUCUUUACCCACAAGCAAUCUUGGCUUCUCAAUAAGCGUAGGAGCACAGAAAGGCAUCUACCUCAGGGACCCAGCCCAAAUUCUUUCACCCUCAGACCAUGGAGUAGGAAUCGAACCUAUCUUCCCAGAGAACACAGGGAACUCUGAGCGAAUCUCCUUGCAGCUACACUUGGCUCUCACAUGUGCCGCCCCGUGGGUUCAGUGCCCCUCCCACCUGGAGCUGAUGAACCAAUGUCGUCACGUCAAUGUCCGCAUCGAUCCUGUGGGACUGAGAGAAGGAGUGCACUACACAGAGGUGUGCGGCUAUGACACAUCGGCUCCGACCUGUGGCCCUCUAUUCAGAGUUCCAAUCACAGUUAUUAUUCCCGCAAAAGUGACAGAUUGUCGAAAUCAGGAGGUGUGUUUCACAGACGUCCACUUCAGACCAGGCCAGAUUAGACGCCACUUCCUCACUGUUCCUCAGGGAGCCUCCUGGGCAGAGAUCACUCUGACCUCUCAUUCAGGAGAUGUGUCAUCGAAAUUCGUCCUCCACGCGGUGCACCUGGUCAAACAGAAAGCGUACAGAGCGAACGAGUUCUACAAGUUCUCUUCACUGUUAGAAAGAGGCUCGUUAACUGAGGCGUUCCCUGUGCUGUCAGGUAGGAUAGUAGAGUUAUGCAUCGCACGCUGGUGGGCGAGCCUUGGUGACGUCACUGUGGACUACAGCGUCUCGUUCCAUGGACUCAACACUUCCCCUUCACCCCUGCACAUUCAUGCCUCAGAGGGAGUAACUAAUUUUGAAGUGUCGUCACCUCUGAGGUACGAAGAGGUGUCCCCCACUAUCACCCUCAAGUCUUGGGUUCAGCCUCUCAGGCCUGUCAGUUCAAAGAUAAAAGCUCUUGGAUUGAGAGAUGUUUUGCCUAAUAACAGACAACUCUACGAGAUUGUUCUCACCUACAACUUUCACCAGCCCAAGAGUGGAGAGGUUACGCCCAGCUGUCCCAUGCUGUGUGAGCUGCUGUAUGAGUCUGAGUUUGACAGUCAGCUCUGGAUGCUGUUUGAUCAGAACAAGAGGCUACUGGGUUCAGGAGACGCCUACCCACACCAGUAUUCUCUGAAGCUGGAAAAGGGCGACUUCACUGUGCGUCUGCAGGUCCGUCACGAGCAGUCUAGUGAGUUAGAGCGCCUUAAGGACCUACCGUUCGUAGUUUCUCACCGUCUGUCCACCACACUCGGUCUGGACGUGUACGAGACGCACCGUGCGGCCCUCAUGGCCAAGAAGAAGGCAAACUCUGUCACCUUGUGCCCGGGCGCCACGCAGCCCUUCUACGUCACAUCUUUGCCAGAUGACAAGAUCCCAAAGGGGACGAGCCCAGGAUGUUAUCUUUCAGGCUCUCUGGUUGUCCCCAAGAGCGAGUAUGGCAAGAAAGCAGGGCAGGCCUCUGCAAAACGACAAGGAAAGUUUAAAAAGGAUAUUGUUCCAGUCGUAUACCAUUUGAUUCCUGCUCCCAACAAAACAAAGAACGGAGGGAAGGAGAAGGACAAGGAGGGAGACAAAGAGAAAGAAGUGAAGGACGAGUUUGCAGAAGCAAUGAGAGACUUGAAGAUCCAGUGGAUGACAAAACUGGACUCCAGCUCCAUCUAUGAAGAACUGAGGGAGAGCUAUUCCGAUUACCUUCCUCUGCACGUGCAACGACUGCACCAGCUGGACUCUGAAAAGGAGCGUGUGAAACGACUCAGGGAAGUGGCCUCAGCAGCCGACAUCGUCAUCUCACAAAUCGACCAGACAGCCUUAGCUGUGUACCUCACCAUGAAGACAGACCCCCGGCCGGAUGCUGCUUCCAUCAAGACUGACAUGGAGAAGCAGAAAUCAUCUCUUCUAGACGCCCUGUGCAGGAAAGGUUGCUCUCUGGCUGACCAGCUCCUGCUGCCCCCUGCACCGCAGGAUGGCGCCUUGGCAACGGGACAGACGGCAGACGAAGAGGUGGUGGAACAGGUGGCCAGUAGCUCUGAUGACUCCCUACAAAACGUGGCUAAGGCCCUGAUGGAUACAUUCUGGGAGGUGCAGAAGUGGGCGGAGCUGACUGACUCUAAGGUGUUGAUGUUUUCAUACAAACACGCUCUUGUGAACAAAAUGUACGGCCGAGCCUUAAAAUACGCCUCAAAGAUGGUGGAGGAGAAGCCAACUAAAGAGAACAUGAGGAACUGCAUCCAGCUUAUGCGUCACCUCAGAUGGACGCACUGCGCCACCUUCAGUGAGAACUGGCUCCCAGUCAUGUACCCUGCAGAGUACACGCCUUUCUAGGCACACACUCACACGUACACACAUACAUGCAUGAGCAGUGUGGCAAUACAUGGUCCAUGAAAUGGUAACUUUAACGUCAUGUCCCUCAGGUUCACAUGGUCUACACAUCUGGAUUUUCACAUUUAGAUGCACCAAAAUGACGGAUAAUGCUUAGUGUAAAUGUUUUGAUGCAUCCACUCCCCACAGCUGGAGGGGUCAUGUGUGUUAAUGUCUCAUUGAACGUCUUAUUUAGUGCUCAAAACUCCUGCCAAGGCUUUGUGAUCUCUUUUGUUUUCUCAGUUGGGUGUUCUCCUUUUGUUUGGAUGUCAUUUUCAAAUUUUCGGAAGCUUUUCCAAGCUGCCACCCUCCGCUGUCUAGACUCCAUCCAUAUCAUACAAAUAUGAUACCCUGAAGCUCUUGUUUUGUGUAAAUACUGUAAAAGGGCCAGUAUAAACUCCCAAGGAUGCAUCCCAAGUAAACCAUAAGAACUGAGACUCUCAUCUACUCUAUUAGAAACUCUUUUAACAGGCCAUCAUGAUCUGAAGAUGAGAGAAUUUGCUGAUUAUGUCUGCCUGAGUUAUCAUGAUCCCUGAGUUACCAGGGCGUCUCAGACAGACUUUUAUAUCUUGUUAUUCUUUAUAUUUUGAUUUUUACACACAGGCAUAGUUGGUUAAACUAAGAUUUUGUCUCGUCUUGUCUAUUUAGGCUCUGACUCGUGUACUCAAAUCAGUGUUGAGGUGCCUUUCUAUAUUUACCUUACCUGAUGCCACAGACAGCAGCAGAAUCAGUACAGUCAGUCAGCCGCUUGCAGUCAUUUCUCCCAUCAGCUUUUGGCAUCAGAUGUUUCAAAGCUCAUACCUGCUGUAUGAUGCGUCCGUGUCCUGCAUGCAGGAAGUCUUUGACUUGGCAGGUAUGUAGAAGCAAAAAAAAAACGCUUACUGGUUGUUGCUUCUACUUACCUGCAGAGGUGUUGGCCACCCACAUCAUGCUGCAGGUCAUUGAGCAGAACAUCUGAUGUCCAUUCAACGGACCUCACUGAAUAAAACAGAUGCAGUUGUGGGCGGCGUUAGAGGCUUCAUUGUAAAAUGUUCACAGUGCUUGAUGUUUUUCUGCAGCAUUUCAAAUGUUGCAUUUGUACACAGUGUCAUAAACUACUGUACAUACACACGUAACAAAACAUAUUGAGAUGCAAUAGGUAUAUAAUACAAAUAUUAUUCUAAGUGAUGUAUUUUGCAUAUAUGCAUGUCUUCUUCUAGUGAGUAAGGAAACAUAUGGUUUUAUUUGGAAGCAGAUUUUAGUUUGUUCGAUUUAGAAGAUUUUUAAUCCCAAAAACAAUUCUGACAAUAUCCACUUUUUUUUUUCGUGUGUGUGUGUGAUUUAUGAAUGUCUUCAUGUGUACUUGUGAGCAUAUUUUGUGCACAUGGGCUAAACUGAAAUGAAAAGCGUUUAGAGGGCUUAAGCAUGACCUUGUUUUGUUUUUCUUCCUUCUUUACGUUUACUUUAAAGGACUUUGCAGUUUUUAGAACCAUAUUGAUUUGAGUCAAUACAGAGCAGUUGAAAACCUUUAACGCUGUACCCUCCAAAAUAUUACCCGUUACAAAACUGAGUGCAGACUUGAUGUUCACAGUGAAAAAGUAAAUCAAAGAAUUAAAAAAGUAAUUAAAGAGUAGUUUUCAUAUUUAGUAUCUUGCUACUCGAAAACUGUUGAACUGGAAAGUGAUUUUUAUUUUUUUUUACCAAGUGUGAAAAAUAUCAGUGCUGCAGAAUGUCAGAUACCGCUCUAUUACCCCACACAUUUAUUUCCCUUCCUGGUCAAAUAUCCUAUCUAUGCUACCAACAGUGUAACUCAGCCACUGACUGAUUGGAUAUUCUAGCGGGCUAUGCUAGUAGGUGCUAAUGUAGCCUUGGGCAGCUAGCCUCAAGCAAAGAUGGAUUACAGUCUUGUAAGCCUGUCUCUUUUUAACAACACCUGCCCAGAUUUUUUUAAGUGAAAUGUUCAUUUCCAGCUUUUUCCACAUUAUGAAUAAGGACUCGCUCAGACGGGAUAUAGACAAUCGUUUAUGUGUGAAAUCAGUGGAGUUCCCCUUACAGCAAGUUUGAGGAGUUAACCGUUUAUCAUGACGGCAGAGAAUGGCAGAAAAAAAAGCAUGUUAAAAUAUGGAAAUGCACAAAAGGCAUUUGUAAAUGAUAAGCAUACCUUUCAGGUGUACAUGAUAAGUAAAUGAGGAAAGAAAAAACUGGUGCAAUCCUUUAAAAUCUCUCACCUGAAUCAUGUAACACACAAGGAAACAUGGCGGUUUGUUUUCACUGUGCCAAUGAGACAAAGGACAAUUGAAAGAUACUACAUUUGAAAUUCUCAUCUUUAAUAUUAGUGAUUCAUCCUGCAUGCUAAAGAAUGUAAAACCCCUUCCACUUACCUGAUUUGUGUGUGUGUGUGUCUGAAAACAUUUUGAAUCUUGGGUUUCAUCCUUCUGCUUUGUCCUCUAUCUCCUCUUUCGUUUUUAUUUCUGGUUCAUACACAUGUUAGGUUCAGGGCUCAGCUGUCCACUGUAAGCGUUGCCAAUGACAGUCUCUCCGAAAAAUGGCCUUAACCUUCACCAGGGGACUGUACCGUCCAUUUGUGACACCUCUGUUGCUCUCACUCUGCAGGUGUCAGGAAACACUUCAUAAAUGCUUCUACUGGAUGUUGAGUGUUUAUAUUUAUAGUCAUCAAAUGUAGUAAAUGCCAAUAUUUUACAGAAUGUUCUGAGAUGAGGUUGUAUGCUCUUAGUAUUAUUUUAUAUCCAUUCUUCCUUGAUGACGUGGGGAAAUACCUGAGCUAAUGUCACACUAUUUUAUGGUCACAUUGAAUUUUAAAAAAGGAAAACAUCACUGAAUUAAAAAAAGAUUUGGAAGAAAAAAAAAAA